Molecule: messenger RNA, 1371 nt
Organism: Archocentrus centrarchus (flier cichlid)
Lineage: Eukaryota; Metazoa; Chordata; Actinopteri; Cichliformes; Cichlidae
Gene: adra1ab
Product: adrenoceptor alpha 1Ab
Exons: 2
Coding region: 1-1371 (456 amino acids)
Biological process (GO): cell-cell signaling; phospholipase C-activating G protein-coupled receptor signaling pathway; positive regulation of cytosolic calcium ion concentration
Cellular component (GO): plasma membrane
Molecular function (GO): alpha1-adrenergic receptor activity
Source: RefSeq, a predicted model, not a curated record
AUGUUUCCUGCAGAGAACUUGAGUGUUUUUUCUGCAGCAGGUCGCUGUCCAAACUGCAGCUCCUCCAUCCACCCAGAGGUAGAUGUAGCCAAGGCAGUUGUUUUGGGGAUAGUGCUGGUGGUUUUUCUAGUGUUUGGGGUCCUCGGCAACAUCUUGGUCAUCCUGUCUGUGUUAUUCCACCACCACUGGCGCUCCGUGACACAUUACUUCAUUGCCAACCUGGCAGCAGCAGACCUCCUGCUCAGCUCUGCUGUCCUGCCCUUCUCCGCCACCUCAGAGGCUCUCGGCAGGUGGGUGUUUGGCCGCUCCUUCUGCAGCGUGUGGGCUGCUCUGGAUGUCCUCUGCUGCACUGCCUCCAUCCUCAGCCUGUGCGUGAUUUCUAUUGACCGUUACCUGGCUGUCAGCUACCCUCUGCGCUACCCUGCUAUAGCUACCGGGCGGCGAGGCCUGACCGCAGUGGCUGCUCUCUGGGGACUCUCAGCAGCUAUAUCUGUUGGCCCUCUAUUCGGCUGGAAAGAGCCCGACCCAGAGGAUGAGACGGUGUGCCGUAUUACAGAGGAACCUGGCUACGCCCUGUUCUCAGCCUUAGGAUCUUUCUAUAUACCACUGGUCGUCAUCCUGGCCAUGUACUGUCGUGUAUAUACUGUGGCAAAGAGAGAGACCAAAACCCUCAGGAAAGGGAGGAAGGGAAAAGGGGUAGAGAUGGAGGGGGUGAUGCUGAGGAUACACAGAGGGAACGCUGCUCAGACAGGAAAGCAGGAGGAUGGCGAGGGGACCGCAAUGCAUAAACGCUCCUCCUUUUCCCUGCCAAGGCUGCUGAAGUUCUCAAGAGAAGAAAAAGCAGCCAAGACUCUUGGCAUUGUUGUCGGCUGCUUCAUUAUGUGCUGGCUGCCGUUUUUCCUGGUUUUGCCCAUCGGAUCCAUCUUCCCAUCCUAUAAGCCUCCUGAAACCAUCUUUAAAAUAACCUUCUGGCUGGGUUACCUCAACAGCUGCAUUAACCCCAUUAUCUACCCGUGCUUUAGCCAGGAGUUCAAGAAAGCCUUCCACAGCGUGCUGCGUGGGCAGUGCCUGAGAACCGGUGUGCCGACUACUUCUCAACCGCAAGGACACAUCGCUGCCCAGGCCUCCAGUCCAGGCCCGGUCCAAGACCCUGUCACACUUUCUUCCUGGACCUGCUGUAGGGUACUGUCGACCUCAUCCUCAUCUGUCAGUGGUCUAGACCAAUCUCACAGUGCGCAAGUCCAGAGCAAGAGUCUGCUGAAGGCAUGGUGUUUCUCAGCGAGUCAAACUCCAAUACCAGAGACGGCCUCCACUCACAGAUCUGCUAAGGUCUUACACCUUUCCCUUGGCAUUUCAGGAGAGGCUGUUUGA